Messenger RNA from Zygosaccharomyces rouxii, 2955 nucleotides. RefSeq names its product 6-phosphofructokinase subunit alpha (gene PFK1). The transcript has a single exon. The coding region runs from base 1 to 2955 and encodes 984 amino acids. Gene Ontology annotation, cellular component: mitochondrion; 6-phosphofructokinase complex; cytoplasm. Gene Ontology annotation, molecular function: fructose-6-phosphate binding; ATP binding; AMP binding. The record is from RefSeq and is a predicted model, not a curated record. Gene Ontology annotation, biological process: canonical glycolysis; fructose 1,6-bisphosphate metabolic process; fructose 6-phosphate metabolic process. NCBI's taxonomy places the organism in Eukaryota, Fungi, Ascomycota, Saccharomycetes, Saccharomycetales, Saccharomycetaceae.
AUGGGUUUAGCUCACGAAGCUUGCUACGGUGUAGCGUUCAGAUCCGUAGUCACUAACAGCGUGGAGUUGUUUAAAGAGACAAUUCAUUUUUACCACAAACUAGGAUUUUCCACAGUCAAGGAUUUCGAUAAAUUUAAGCAUGGUGAGAAUCUGUUACUUUCCAGCGGAUGCUCUCAGGAUUCCAUUAGGGAAAUGUGGCUGGAAGCCUUUAAAUUGAGUGAAAUCGAUGCAAACGGAUUCCGUGUUCCUCAGCAAGAAGCAGACAACAAGAACCAGAGUCAAGGCGCUCUCCUAAAGGUCAGAUUCGUUAUUGGUGAGGCACCAAAGGGUGUUGAGAACUUUACCACUACAUAUUUCUCUACAGAAUUAGAUGAGGUCGUGAAGAGAUUCCCUAAGGCUGAGAAGGUUUCUGACAAAUUGGUUGUUUUGACUGAUCCGUUAGGCAACCGUGUUGGUUUCACCUCUUUCGCCAAUGCGUUAGACACCGAACCAACUUCAAAGGAGCAAUUCUUGGGACCUAGCAGUCAGCAUGAAGCCGAGCUCGCCGGUUCGAAACCAGAUGCGAACGCCGUUAAAGAAUUGAAAAAUUCAUUAGCUCGUAGCCAGAAAAAGAAGAAGAUUGCGGUUAUGACAAGUGGUGGUGAUUCUCCUGGUAUGAACGCAGCAGUCCGUGCUGUGGUACGUACAGGUAUUCAUUUUGGUUGUGACGUGUACGCUGUUUACGAAGGUUACGAAGGUCUUUUGAAAGGUGGUAAAUACUUGCGUCAAAUGCAUUGGGAAGAUGUGAGAGGCUGGUUAAGUGAAGGUGGUACAUUGAUUGGUACCGCACGUUGUAAGGAGUUCAGAGAGCGUUGGGGUCGUAAACAAGCAGCAUACAAUUUGAUCUCCGAAGGUAUUGAUGCAUUGAUUGUGUGUGGUGGUGACGGUUCCCUAACCGGUGCAGACUUGUUCAGAGGUGAAUGGCCAUCGUUAGUGGCAGACUUAGUCAAGGAUGGUACUUUCACUUCUGAACAAGUGGAGCCUUACAAGAACUUGACUAUGGUCGGUUUAAUUGGUUCUAUCGAUAACGAUAUGGCUGGUAGUGAUUCCACCAUUGGUGCGUUCUCUGCCUUGGGUCGUAUCUGUGAAUUGGUCGAUUACAUCGAUGCCACUGCCAAGUCUCACUCACGUGCUUUCGUCGUCGAAGUUAUGGGUAGACAUUGUGGUUGGUUAGCUCUGUUGGCUGGUAUUGCCACUGGUGCCGAUUACAUCUUUAUCCCAGAAAGAGCAGCUCCUAGAGGUAAAUGGCAAGCAGAAUUGAAGGAAGUUUGCCAAAGACAUAGACAAAAGGGCCGUAGAAACAACACUGUGAUUGUUGCUGAAGGUGCAUUGGAUGAUGAGUUGAAUCACAUCAGUGCCGACGACGUUAAGAACGUCUUGGUUGAGUUGGGUCUGGAUGCCAAGGUGACAAUCUUGGGACACGUGCAAAGAGGUGGUACCGCUGUUGCCCAUGACAGAUUGUUGGCCACUUUGCAAGGUGUUGAUGCAGUUAAGGCAGUUCUAGAAAUGACUCCUGAAACUCCAUCUCCUUUGAUCGGUAUCUUGGAAAAUAAGAUCAUCAGAAAGCCACUAAUGGAAUCUGUGGAAUUGACUAAAUCUGUUGCCACCGAUAUCGAGAACAAGAAUUUCGAUAAGGCCAUUAUGCUAAGAGAUACAGAAUUUAUGGAAUUGUACGAUAUUUUUGUCUCUACCACCAUUAAGGAUGAUGGUUCCGAGAUGUUGCCAGUUACACAGAGAUUGAACAUCGGUAUUGUCCAUGUGGGUGCACCUUCUGCAGCUUUGAAUCCUGCUACUCGUGCUGCUACUUUGUACUGUUUGUCUAGAGGUCACAAACCUUUUGCCAUCAUGAACGGUUUCUCCGGUUUGAUCCAAACCGGUCAAAUGCGUGAAUUAUCAUGGAACGAUGUGGAGAAUUGGCACAACUUGGGUGGUUCCGUCAUUGGUACCAACAGAUCUCUCGCUGAUACUGACAUGGGUACAGUGGCAUACUACUUCCAAAAGAACAAGUUGGAUGGUUUAAUCAUCCUUGGUGGUUUCGAAGGUUUCAAAUCUCUAAAGGAACUUCGUGACAACAGAGAAAGAUAUCCAGUCUUUAACAUCCCAAUGGUCAUGAUUCCAGCUACCAUCUCUAACAACGUUCCUGGUACUGAGUACUCAUUAGGUGUGGACACUUGUUUGAACGCCCUUGUGAAAUACACAGACGAGAUUAAACAGAGUGCUUCUGCCACCAGAAGAAGAGUCUUUGUUGUGGAAGUUCAAGGUGGUCAUUCUGGUUUCAUUGCAUCUUUCACUGGUUUGGUUACCGGUGCAGUCUCUGUGUACUCUCCUGAGGACCAGAUUAACCUUCCAGCCAUUAAGGAAGAUUUAGAAUUGUUGUGUGAAAACUUCCGUCAUGAUAAAGGUGAAAACAACAACGGUAAGCUAUUGAUCAGAAAUGAACAAGCUUCCAACAUUUACAGCACUCAGUUGUUGGCUGAUAUUAUCGCUGAAUCCAGUAAGGGUAACUUUGGUGUAAGAACCGCCAUUCCAGGUCAUGCUCAACAAGGUGGUAUGCCAUCUUCUAAGGACCGUGUUAUUGCUUCUCGUUACGCUGUUAAGUGUGUUAACUUCUUGGAAGAAUGGAAUGAGAGAAAUAAGGGUAAUGAUGCUGACACGAAGGUUUUAAGAUUCCAAUACGAUGUUCACGGUGAAAAGAAACCAACUGUUCAACACGAAGAUGAUUCUGCUGCUGUCAUCUGUGUGAAUGGAUCAAAGGUUUCCUUCAAGCCAAUUGCUGAACUUUGGGAAAAUGAAACCAAUGUAGCACUACGUAAGGGUGAAGACAUCCACUGGAAGGAGUUCACUCAUAUUGGUGAUAUUCUAUCGGGUAGAUUAAGACUAAGAGCGGAAGUGGCAUCCAGGAGUGCAACUGCUUAG